AUGUUGUUCUCAGACCGCGCUCAAGCAACCAUUAAACAUGACCCACCUCUACCUAUCGAAGGCCGAAGGCGAGGCCAAGUAUCGGAAGAACCGGACAGGAUAUACGGGCUGCGAGACACAGGUAGCUUAAAGAAGGUAUUGGACUCCAUAAACAAGCACACCGCGUGUGUUGGGAAUGUCAAGACUCUGAGGGACACAAUUGAAGUGAGCCCUUUUGAUGACGAAGGUGAGCGAUUGCUCUUUCCUUUCCUGAUAAUGGAAGCCAAAUCUGGCAAGCACGGGGACAUGGCAGCCGUGGAGAUGCAAACAGCCUUUUGCAUUCGGCGCCUGUUGAGCCUACAACUUGAGUUACGGAAGGCUGGUGGUGAGAAUGUGUGUGGCACAUUUGAGCCGCUAGUCUGGUUUUUAUCGUGGUCUGGGGAGCGGUGGAACGUGGCUGGUUGCUUUGUCAAAGACGCAUGUGGGUCCAUUGAAUGGGUGACUGUAAACUUGUGGAGUGGAGAUUUAACGGGCGAAGACGGCUCGCUGCAGCUGCUUCUGAUUAUUGAUUACAUAUUCGACUGGGCUCGUGACGUGUAUCGGCAGUCUCUGCUGGCCCAGCUCAGCAGCCUGUCCACGGAAUGCAUCCCGGAUUCUGACCCUGAUAUAUUGUCAACUAUUGAGCGAGGUUCCACAGUCUUGACUUCUCUUCCGAAUGACCCCCUUGAGUUUCCAUCUCAGACUGUGACACGCUCAGCUAUUUCCAGCGGAGACUACUUGAGCCUCUUCCAUGCAGAAGGAGUUGUGAGAGACGCUUCCGUGAUCGAAUCUAGAUUCAUGGCUCUGUACAUAACGGAGCACGACGUGGAUCCAUUCAGGCUUUCGUUUGCCUCUGAGGGCACAUACCGAGUGACAAAGGUCGAAAUGUCCUCUCUCCUGGAGGACUCGUGGCGCUGCGCGCCAGAUACGCUUUAUGGCAUCGAGGAAGCUUGGACGGGAACUCCCAGAUCUGCCGUUUCCAGCCACGCGCCUGAUAGAAGCCCCUUCUUCUUUAUUAGGUUCACUUUCCGGGUGUUCGUUGCAUCAGACUGGCAGCCAGUACGCCAGCUUGUUUGUCUCGCCAUCUCCAGCAGGGCAGUAGCGCAGCUUUGGGGAAACGAGAGGUUAACCGUCUUCAACAGGGCCCCUCUAUACACAAGGCGCGAGAUGCAGAGAUUUCUCAAUUUCUUGAAAAGUCCAUCGAUAGUCGACACUCUGGCCGCCGCAAUAUCCAUGCAGUGCCUCACCAACACUUCGCGUAAACGCGCGGGGCCCAUUCCACCCUCAUUGUUUGGGUUCAAACGCGACGACUCAAUUUCUGUUCUGAAGUUGGUGUCGUUGGUCAUCGAAUCACACACUAUCGGACGACGUUUGUCACCAGACUCCUAUUUGCGCUGCUCGCAUAUGCAGUGCAAACAAAGCAUAUACACAGAAGGGCCGAAAGUGUGGCCACAACUAGAGCAAUUAUCUCUCCAUUCUAAUGGCACUGUACUAGUCGAUUGCGAAGAGAAAAUGUCCGGAAAUCCUCGCCGAUGCCUCUACAUCGUCGACGGCUCGUAUGAAGCUGCCGAUGUAGUACAUUUGGUGGACCGAAUGUCUUAUGAGGGCGCCUAUUAUAGUGCUAUCCCUCUGGAUCCUAGUCACGACCCAACAGAAUAUUCGGUCUACAUUAAUCGUCCCAUAGACCAUUCCAGGUACUGGAAAACUGAGGAGAACAGGGAAAGUUUCCAUCCCUGGAUCUCAGCGCUGCAAGAGCUCAUAUCUACUGGGUCUGUCCUCCACGGCUCGUCGUCCUUCCCGAUACUACUCUUGUCAUCUGACGAAGAAGCUAGCGACGACGAUAACAAUGAAACCACGCACAUUACAGUAGCGUGGAAAGAAGAUAGCUAA
Molecule: messenger RNA, 1908 nt
Organism: Aspergillus fischeri NRRL 181
Lineage: Eukaryota; Fungi; Ascomycota; Eurotiomycetes; Eurotiales; Aspergillaceae
Exons: 2
Coding region: 1-1908 (635 amino acids)
Source: RefSeq, a predicted model, not a curated record